This is a messenger RNA of Chionomys nivalis (European snow vole), 1106 nucleotides long. RefSeq names its product fibrinogen silencer binding protein (gene Fsbp). The transcript has 2 exons. The record is from RefSeq and is a predicted model, not a curated record. The coding region runs from base 63 to 962 and encodes 299 amino acids. Lineage: Eukaryota; Metazoa; Chordata; Mammalia; Rodentia; Cricetidae.
CUGAGCAGAGCUGAAGGCUGCAUGGUGGAUUCAGAAGCUGCCUACUUAAUUUCAAAAGAACAAUGGUAGGGAAGGCUCGAUCUUCCAAUUUUACCCUAUCUGAAAAGCUUGAUCUGCUAAGCCUCGUGAAGCCUUACGUGAAAAUUCUCGAAGAGCAUACUAAUAAAAAUUCAGUAAUAGUGGAGAAGAAUAGAUGUUGGGAUGUCAUAGCAGUUAACUAUAAUGCAAUUGGAGUAGACCGCCCUCCUCGCACAGCGCAGGGCCUUCGCAGCCUUUACAAAAGGCUCAAAGAAUAUGCCAAACAGGAGCUGUUGCAGCAAAAGGAGGCCCAGUCAGAUUUUAAGAGCAGUAUUUCCGAGCCAACCAAGAAAGUUAUGGAGAUGAUUCCCCAGAUUUCCAGCUUCUGCCUGAUAAGAGACAGGAACCACACACAAAGUGCAAGCUUGGAUGAGGCUGCGCAGGCUGGUACCAGUUCACUACAGGUGAUGGUGGAUCACCAUCCUGUUGCUAUUACGGUAGAGGUGAAGCAAGAAGAAGACAUUAAAUCAUCCCCUCCAGUGCUUCCAAAUCCUCAACACAGUGAUGCUUUAGAGCAAAGAGAAGAGCAUGAAUUAGUACAUGUUAUGGAAGAACCCUUGUCUCCAUCACUUUCCUCUGUUGACAUGAGAACGACAUCAUCUCCAUCUUCUGUUCCUAGGAGAGGUGAUCUUUUUCAUUGUGAAAGUGGAGAACACAUUAGGUCUCUGCUAAGAUAUGACCCUCAGGUCCUGCAAAUGUUAAAAGAGGAACAUCAGAUAAUCUUAGAAAAUCAAAAGAAUUUCGGAUUGUAUGUUCAGGAAAAGAGGGAUGGAUUGAGAAGAAGGCAGCAGCUGGAGGAGGAGCUGCUCAGAGCAAAGAUUGAAGUGGAGAAACUGAAAGCCUCUCGCUUAUGCCAUAAUCUGCCCGAAUGUAGUAGUCUCUAAGAGUUUUCAGUUUGAUAAUUUUAAUUUUGUCAGAAUUAAUUUGGGAAUAUCAUGAAGCUGAGCACAUGUCCUAUAAAAAUGUUGUUAAUCUCUCUUAGAAAAAAAGCUUUUAACGUGGUUUUCUUUUCCUCCCUAGCCAUACUU